Messenger RNA from Rhizophagus irregularis DAOM 181602=DAOM 197198, 750 nucleotides. The record is from RefSeq and is a predicted model, not a curated record. Lineage: Eukaryota; Fungi; Glomeromycota; Glomeromycetes; Glomerales; Glomeraceae.
CAUGAUUAAAUUAUUAUGUUCCACCAUCGAUUAUAAAUCAAUCAGCAAAAAUUUUUUUUCGUAAAACUUCGCUUUAUAGUUUAUAUUUAUUUAUAUAUAUAUAUAUUUUUUUUUUUUUUGCAAUGAGCUUACGAUCAUUAACACGUCUAAAUGCAAAUAAUGAAAUAAAAAGUCCAUUGGUUUCUUCGAUAUUAUGCAGAUAUCUUUCAGAUUCUUUGAAGAAAUCAUUAGAGUCUGUACAAAAAAAUGAUGUUGUUUUAUUUAUGAAGGGUACACCUAAUCGCCCAGAGUGCGGAUUUAGUAGAGCUGUUGUUCAAAUUUUAACCGCGCAAGGUUUGGAUUUCUCAAAAAUCAAGACAUACAAUGUUUUAGCGGAUAAUGAAUUAAGAGAAGGCGUUAAGGAAUAUUCACAAUGGCCAACAGUCCCUCAAGUGUAUAUUAAAGGAGAAUUUAUUGGUGGUUGUGAUAUUGUACUUAAUAUGCAUCAUAAUGGAGAAUUAGAAGACUUAUUAUUGAAAGAAGGCUUGGUUGAUCCUAAAAAUGAAUUAGAACAGGAGGAAAAAUAAAAUUAUGAGAUUUAAAAAAAGAUGACUCUUGAUGUUACAGGCAUUUAUAGGUUUUAUAAAUUUAUCGAGUCAAAAUGUAUUCGUUAAUAAAUUUAUAUUAAUAAAAUAGUUAUAAUAAAAAAACAUUACAAUUAAGAAUUAUCUAUAUAUUCAAAUCUAUAAGUAUAUAUUAAUAUAGAGUAAA